This is a messenger RNA of Striga hermonthica, 1698 nucleotides long. The record is from the annotation of a GenBank genome assembly. NCBI's taxonomy places the organism in Eukaryota, Viridiplantae, Streptophyta, Magnoliopsida, Lamiales, Orobanchaceae.
AUGUCAUCCCUCUUCUCCUCCUACUCCUCCUAUGCCAAACUCCCAUCCAAGUCGUCAUCAUCACCAUCAUCUCCGGCGGCAGCCGGCAAAAACCGUAACUUAACCGCCGCCGCCGCCCCAAACACCGCCCGGCCGCCGCUCGCCGGCGUUUUCCGGUCGAUCGACGGUCUCAUAUGCGACUUCCUCGACAAGAAACCCCUCCGCCCGUCGGUCGACCCGUCGCUCGUCCUCUCCGGCAACUUCGCCCCGGCCGACGAGCUCCCCCCGACCCCCUGCCACGUGGCGGCUGGGGGCCCGGGCCGCCUCCCGAGCUGCUUCCACGGCGGGGCCUACCUCCUAAACGGGCCGAGCCCCCGUUUCCCGCCCCGCGGGCCCCACCACCUGUUCGACGGGGACGGGAUGGUCCACGCGGUCAGCUUCUUUUUUGAGGGGCCGUUGUUCUGCAGCCGGCACGUGAGGACGUAUAAAUACGAGCUCGAGGGCCGGGCUGGCUACCCGAUUGUCCCGAGCCCGUUCUCGUCGUUCAACGGGUUUUGGGCUUCGUGGGCCCGCGUGAUGUUGGGCGCCGCGCGGGUUCUGGCCGGGGAGUUCGACCCGGUGGGAAACGGAUACGGGACGGCCAACACCAGCGUGGCCGUGAUAGGUGGGAAGCUCUACGCUCUUGGGGAGAACGAUUUACCGUACGAGAUUAAAGUGUCGCCGGACGGGGACAUAACCACCAUCGGCCGCCACGACUUUCACGGCGGCCCCGACUUCCCGAGCAUGACGGCGCACCCUAAAACCGACCCGUCCACCGGCGAAACCUUUGCCAUAAGGUACAACAUCACCCAACCUCGCCUAACGAUCUUUCGAAUCGACCCGCAAGGAAUCAAACAACCGGACGUCCCGAUUUUCUCCAUGAACGACACGUCAUUGAUGCACGACUUUGCCGUGACCGAAAACCACGUGGUCGUGAACGACGUGCAAAUGGUCAUGAGCCCGCACGAGAUCCUCAAGGGAAAGCCCCCGACGAGGGUAAAUCUCGGUAAAACUCCGAGGCUCGGUUUUAUCGGGAAACAUGAAAAAAAUGGGAGUGGCAUGUGGUGGGUCGAUGUGCCGGGUUUCAACGUGUCGCAUGUGGUGAACGCGUGGGAGGAGGAUGAUGGUGGGCCUACGUUGGUUUUGGUGGGGAUGGUUAUGAAGUCGGUCGAGCACGCGUUUGAGAGAAUGGACUCGACGAGGGUCAUGAUGGAGGAGAUUAGGGUAAGUUUGACGAGGAGGAAGGUUAUGACGAGGCGCCGGUUGUCGACUAGGGUUUUGGACAUGCCGGCCAUUAACCGAGCUUAUGUUGGGAAAAAGACGAGGUAUGCAUAUGCUAGUCAAGUUGCCCCAUCAUUGGUGACUUCAGGAGUGGUGAAGGUUGAUUUAUCGUUGUCUUCGGAUGAUUGCAUAGUUGGUAGUCGUACGUACGGGCCAAGCUGCACGGGAAACGAGCCGUUUUUCGUGCCAAGGGAGCCGGAAAAUCCAGACUCGGACGAGGAUGAUGGUUACUUAGUGGCAUACGUGCACGAUUGCAAUGCUCGCGAGUCGAAGUUCUUGGUGAUGGAUGCUAAGUCCCCAACACUAGAAAUUGUUGCUGUUGUUGAGUUGCCUGGGAGAGUGCCAUCAGGCUUUCAUGGGCUUUUUGUGAGUGAGAGUGAACUUAGCAAAAUGUGUUGA